Diatraea saccharalis (sugarcane borer) is the source of this 2501-nucleotide messenger RNA. Lineage: Eukaryota; Metazoa; Arthropoda; Insecta; Lepidoptera; Crambidae. The record is from the annotation of a GenBank genome assembly.
GAAAAUAUGUUAGGGGAUUACUGUUGGUCCAUCAUAAGAAAAACUGAUUAAAAUAACUAUAAAAAGAAAGCAAAAUUUAGUAAUUUUUAAUUUAUUUUUGUAUUAAUUCUAAAAAAAUGUAUUUCUCUUUAAUUUAAUAAAUAUUUUUUAAACCAGACGUGACCGAAUUUUUUUAUUAUUUUUUCUGGAUAAUUCUACCUAAAUACAAAAUAAAAUAACAACUUUCAGCUGGGGUAUGAAAACCGUGUAAAUCAGUGUUAUUAUCGAUUACGAGUGUAUAAUAAUCGAAUCGGCACAUCAUUAGUGGAGGGUAUGGAUAAAAGUUUUCAGGUUAAGAUGCUGAUUAAUUAUUUUAUCCACUCAAACGUAAUCAUCCCAUAAAGAUUGUGUUACUAAUUUAUUAUUAUUUAUCAUAAGUUAUAAUGCCCGUUUUAUGUAGAACAGGCUGCGGUAAAAAAGCUGUACUGAAGGUAAAAAAAAAAACCUAACAUAGCAACUUCAUGUUAACAGUUUCAAGUAUUUUCUUCUAAUUCGCAUUACAUUUCAGCGGCCCAAAACAGGAGAUGCUCUUUGUAAAGAAUGUUUUUACCAUGCCUUUGAAGCAGAAAUACAUUAUACCAUUACAAAGGGAAGACUUUUUAACAAUGGUGAUUCUGUUGCAAUCGCUGCAUCUGGUGGAAAGGACUCUACUGUCCUGGCUCACGUCAUGAAAACACUAAACCAACGAUAUAAAUAUGGUUUAAAUCUAAUGCUCCUAUCAAUUGAUGAAGGUAUCACAGGCUACAGAGAUGAUAGUUUAGAAACAGUUAAGCAAAAUCGUGAUGAUUAUGAAAUGCCUUUAAAAAUUCUUUCAUAUAAAGACCUGUAUGGGUGGACGAUGGAUGAAAUUGUUGCACAAAUAGGAAGGAAGAACAACUGUACAUUUUGUGGUGUGUUUAGGAGGCAAGCUUUGGAUAGAGGUGCGGCAAUGUUGAAUGUGAAAUGUAUAGCGACUGGUCACAAUGCUGAUGACAUAGCAGAGACAGUCUUGAUGAAUGUAUUAAGAGGUGAUAUUGCGAGGUUAAAGAGAUGCACAUCAAUAUCAACAGGUAGUGAGGGUACAAUACCAAGAGUAAAACCACUUAAAUACACAUAUGAAAAAGAAAUAGUAAUGUAUGCACAUUAUAAGAAGUUAGUGUACUUUUCUACAGAGUGUGUAUUUGCUCCCAAUGCCUACAGGGGUCAUGCCAGGGCUUUGUUGAAAGAUAUGGAAAAAAUCAGACCUUCUUGUAUUAUGGACAUAAUUUAUUCAGGUGAAACAAUGGCAGUGAAGGAAGACAUUACUUUACCAACACAGAGGAUAUGCAUAAGAUGCAAAUUUGUCUCUUCCCAAGAAGUCUGUAAGGCUUGUGUACUUUUAGAAGGACUUAAUAAAGGUUUGCCUAGGCUUGGCAUAGGCAAAAGUUCCAAAGCAAAAAAAAUGCUUGAAGAGUACAAUGCAAAACAGGGACACACUACUAUUAAAGAAACCAUGCAAUAUUUAGAUAACAAUUACACAAAUAUUGGAAAUAUUGAAAAUUGUUUAUCUAAUGAUAAAUUAUGUAAGUCAAGAGUAUGUAAAGUUUCAAAAAACAAUACACAACUGAUUAAUAUUAGUGGCAAAUGUAAUAAUGGACAUUGUUCAGGACAAUGUAAAAAUAAUCAAUUUAGUAAAGAUAAAGAAAACAAAAGCAACACUAAAAUUAAUAUUUUACUGGAGCAGUAUGAAUUGAGUGAGACUUCAAAUAAUGUGACAGUUGGUCCAAGUCAUGCUAAUAUUUUAAAUGCUACUGACUUAGACAACCUAUAUCCUGAUCAAGAUGAAGACUCAUGCUCAGGUACAUGUGGAAAAAUGGGAUCAAUGCAGAUAGGAUUCUGAUAAAUAAAAAUAUAUUUAUAGCAAUAUCUCUAUUUCAUUAUAUGUAACAACUAAAUAUGACAUUAAUAAACUCUAUCCAAUGUCAGGUGCACUUAUUCAGACCAGUUUGAAAGAAUUGUAGUUUAAUAAAACUCUCAUUUUUGUACAUUAAAUAAACUAUCAGUGGCCCCAAUCUAAGCAUGUCUAAAAUCAUUAUCUUUUAGUAAGCUUCUUCAUGUAAUAAAAGCAGGAGCUCUAGACUGUAUUCUUUCACGGCAGAUAGGACAGUUGUCAGUUAUGUUGUCUGAGCAAUCUUCACAUAAACACACAUGACCACAUGGCAGCAAUUAACCUCCUUUGGAUUCUCUGUGCAUACUACACACAACUGCAUCUCUGAAAGGUUAUGUUCUCGAGCAUGAGCGCGCCUUUCUUUCCUGCCAAUCGCAAGCUGUUUCUUAACAUUAUCUUCCAAGACACGCCGACGGCGCCGCUUCAUGUACUUGUAUGCUAUUCGACAUGCCGCCACUGCAGCCACUGAUCCGAAAACAACUAGGAGCACUCUACAAUUCAACUCCACAGAUUACUUAAAAUGUUAUCAACCAUAUGUUAUAAAAGGGAAUUAUUG